AUGUUCGGACACUCAGCUGGCGGGCUCGUCAACGACGACGGCUCCCCCGGUUUCGCAAUGCCCGCGCUCGCCGGCGACGUCGUCGAGUUCGACCCGACAAAGGAUGAAGCGCCGGUGGCGGAGGAGGAGGUCCCGCAAGGUCCGCCCGGCAGCGUGCUCGAGGUGAAGUAUCUGCAUGAGAUCCAUGACUCCUUCAAGAAUCAGUGGAUCAUCAAGCCCGCUCCGGCGCCGACGGAGGAAGACAAAGCAACGAAGAACGACGGCGCCAAGUACUCCGUGUUCGCGUUCACGGUCAUCCGGAAGUUCAACUACAGCCAGGACGGGAAGGCGAACACCUUCAAUGUCACCACCUCUCUGCAGAUCAAUAGCCCGGAACUCGUCAAGGUCGGGAAGGAGGUACUAGGCGAUGUGCAGGGCAUCUCCUGGACUGCCAAACCGCUCCGCAUUGAUCCGCAGACACUGUUGUCCUGGUACCCGGAGCUACAGGCGCGCGCAGACGAGCUCGCCGCCCAAGUCAAAGACGAACCCGAGGAGUCGGCACUCCGCCUCACGCACGAGCACCUCAACCACCUGCUCACAUACCUCAAAGAGACCUAUGGCAAUACGCUAGACACGCUUUCCUCGCUCCUGGAACAUGGUCAGAUCACGUUCGAGCUGCUCUGGUCGCUCUUUGUCCCGGGCAAGACGACACUCUAUGCGCUUUGCCCCAUCACCUCGGAGCCUCGCGCGCUGCGCCUCGUCCAUGCUGAGCUCUGCCAAAAGGCAGACUCGCAGGCACCGGUAUCCGCAGCGUACGACCCUACCGGCCUGCUAACGUCGAAGAACUCGCAGGAGCAGCAGAUGCAGUUCUUCUGGCGUCUCGUUGUCGAGUACGUCGAGGUCGACAUCCAGGCCCACGGGGACAGUGCAGGCGACAUUGGGAGCAGCUCGUCGGCGCAGCCCAAGAAGGACGUGUGCCCGACGUUCGGGUACGCGGGGCUGGGAAGAGUCAUAGACGUGCCGCGCUUCAAGGGCGCAAAGAAGAUCUCGAGCCUUGUCGCGUACCCUAUCCAAUACUACCCGGGGCUCGGGGGUGUUGACGGCCUGAAGGAGCGCCUCAUCAAGCGCGGGAAGAAGUGGACCGAGUUCGCAGGCGGGAUGCACCACGUUGCGUACCGUGGGCUCGCGUUCAAGUUCAAAGAGACUUCGCACAUCAAAUUUAGCGUUAACUCUCGGAUCAUGAUAGACCGAAAGACGUUCGCGGACACGGUGCCCAACUACCCGAUGCUGCCCCGUGUGUCGAAGACACUGUCCGGGCAAGACAUCGAUAGGCACGCACGGCGCGCAGCUGCGGCAACGUCGAGCGCGGACCCGGAUGCCCGCGAGCUGACUGAUGAGGAGCUCAUCCUCACGUCGCCGAUCGUGUACGGCUUCGGAUUCGCAGACAAGCAGUGGCUGGAGUUUAUUGUGGAGCGGGUCGAACGCUUCGAGUGGAACGACGAGGCGUUCGAGCAGCUCGUCAUCCCGCCCGCGCACAAGACGGUGCUCAAGACGCUGGUCGAGUCGCAGAACGCGGGCGCGUCGGCCAAGUUCGACGACUUCGUGUCCGGGAAGGGCCACGGGCUCGUCAUCAACCUCUUCGGCAACCCAGGGACAGGCAAGAGCCUGACGGCAGAAGCGAUGAGCGAAUACGUGCGAAAGCCCUUGUAUGUUGUGGGAGCAGCGGACCUCGGCACCCAUGCUGAGGCCCUGGACCAGAACCUCACCUCCAUCCUGAAGGUGGCUGCGGUCUGGGGUGCCGUCGUGCUCAUCGACGAGGCAGAUGUGUUCCUGGAGGAGCGCACUCUUGCGCACCUCGAGCGCAACGCUAUGGUCGCGGUCUUCCUCCGCCAACUAGAGUACUUCCGUGGAAUCCUGUUCUUGACCACGAACCGCGUCCGCGUCUUUGACGAGGCAUUCCAGUCCCGCAUCCACGUCUCCUUGCGCUACCAGGAUCUGUCGCCUGAUGCCAAGCGUCAUAUCUGGCUCGCAUUCCUCAAAAAGGUCAACGGCGACGUGCCUUACGGCGGCAUAACGCAGGAGCAGCUGCGCUCCCUGGGCGAGAAGAAAGUCAAUGGAAGGCAGAUAAAGAACAUCGUCAAAACGGCGGGCGCGCUCGCGAUUGGACGGCAGCAGCCGCUCACGUUCGCACACUUGGAGCAGGUCCUGGACCUUAUGGAACAGUUCGAUACAGCGCAUAUCAUGUACCAAUAG
This is a messenger RNA of Trametes versicolor FP-101664 SS1, 2232 nucleotides long. RefSeq names its product P-loop containing nucleoside triphosphate hydrolase protein. Gene Ontology annotation, molecular function: ATP binding; ATP hydrolysis activity. The record is from RefSeq and is a predicted model, not a curated record. Lineage: Eukaryota; Fungi; Basidiomycota; Agaricomycetes; Polyporales; Polyporaceae. The coding region runs from base 1 to 2232 and encodes 743 amino acids. The transcript is spliced from 9 exons.